AUGCCCAACGACGCAGAUAAUGACGCCAUGACGACCAGCGUGCGUCCGGAAAUCCAAGCUCACGAGUUUAGAAACGUGAAACUUCCACCUUUUUGGAAGGAGGAACCACGAUUGUGGUUCACCAUGUUGGAGAAAGAAUUCGCGGCAUAUAGUGUAAGAGCCGAUGCCGUAAAAAGCUCUGCCAUAAUUAGAAAUCUCGACGUGGCAACGAUGAAGAUAGUUUUGGACGUUAUCGAGGCCCCGCCUUUAAUCGAUCGUCUGGCAAAAUCGGACGAGGCAAAUUUAAGGAGGUUGCUGACCGGCAUGGAGCUCGGCAACAAAAAGCCGUCGGAAUUGUUGCGUGAAAUGACGCAGCUUGCGGGGAAAAGUGUUGGCGAAGACGCACUGCGUACAUUGUGGAUCCAGCGUCUUCCAGCAAGGGUACAGGACAUUCUGGCAGUAGUCGACGAUGCGCCAUUAGAUCGUCAGGCGAAAUUGGCCGACAAAGUGUCGGAACGCUCAGCAAUGGCGGGGGUGGCCGCCAUUUCUGACGACGCUUACACCCCACCCGAAACGAGAGACGCCAGGCCCAGAGUUCAAGAUGGCGAAGUGGCCGCCAUGGCCAGGCGGCUAUCCCGACUCGAGGCCCAACUGAGAGGACGCUGGCGUAACAACAGCCGAGGGCGUUUCCAGCGGAACAGGAGCAAUUCGCGAGGCAGAAAUAAUCCCAACGGUUUCUGUUAUUAUCACGGUAGAUUCGGUGCAGAAUCCACGAGGUGCAAGAAACCAUGCGCCUGGACAGGGCCGGAUAAACAACAGGGAAACUAG
Colletes gigas is the source of this 807-nucleotide messenger RNA. RefSeq lists its product as uncharacterized. The coding region runs from base 1 to 807 and encodes 268 amino acids. The record is from RefSeq and is a predicted model, not a curated record. Lineage: Eukaryota; Metazoa; Arthropoda; Insecta; Hymenoptera; Colletidae. The transcript has a single exon.